AUGAUAUCCUACAGCCAAAGAGCCAUCCGUCGCGAUGCCGACUCCCACGAAAAGCAGCCCGCCCUGUUCGAUACGCUCGAUGACCGCGAUCAAUCGGGAUUGGAGACUGCAGCCCAUGGCACUGAGUGGACCGAACAUCGUUCCACUACAGAAACUCUGCAGAUGCCAUGGCCAAAGCGCCUUGAAGAACUUGCUCGCCGCACAGGCAUGUCAUCAACUUUCAGUUUGGAUGAGGAGAGUGCGCAAAGUAUGCAUCACCAUCUGGACGCGCUGGAGCGCAUUCUCGGCGAUUUCCCGCAGAAGCCGAUGCAGGAGAUCGUGCGGAGUCGGAGUCGGAGUCAAAGUGGGCGUUCGGGAUCGGUUGCAUCUGAUAUCACAUCACAACCCGAAGAGUCAAUACUGACGGCGCCGGAUCAGAGCGAUCAUGAUGGUAUAAAUAAGGAAGAAAUGAUAUCCCAAUUACAAGGUCUUAUGAGCGAGGUUACUAUCUUGAAUGAGGAGGUAAAUAAGCGGCGCAAGGAAUCCAGCGAAAUAAGAGACCUCUUUGAAGAGAGGUGUCGCGGAUUGACGCGCACAGUGGCAGAAUUGGAAGACGAGGUACUAGAAUUACAAGGGGAUCUGGUAGAAGAUUCGAUUGAGCUAGAGGGGAUACAAGGCACUGUGCGCGGACUUCAAGAUUGGAUCGACCGGUUGCGUGAAACGCAAAAGAUGAGUCGCAUAGCGCGUGAUCGAUCGCAGCAAGAGGCUCGGCGACGAUGGGCGAUCCGGAGAACUAGCCAAGACGUCGGCACGGAAACGGAUGGAGAGAUUGUUUUGGACGGCCUCACGGCCUGGAUGCGCGGUUGGCGGGAUGUUGAAGAGGGAUUCCAGGUGCGAUCACAGGCACGGCAGAUGAAGAGAGAAAAAAGACAGGAGCAGCACUUGCGGCCAAGAGAAAAACUGGAGGAGAUGUCUCGGAGAUCCUGGCCCGGUUGA
Penicillium waksmanii is the source of this 975-nucleotide messenger RNA. RefSeq lists its product as uncharacterized. The record is from RefSeq and is a predicted model, not a curated record. Bases 1 to 975 code for a protein of 324 amino acids. The transcript has 2 exons. NCBI's taxonomy places the organism in Eukaryota, Fungi, Ascomycota, Eurotiomycetes, Eurotiales, Aspergillaceae.